Messenger RNA from Thamnophis elegans (Western terrestrial garter snake), 1743 nucleotides. It is a transcript of the gene HPSE2, whose product is annotated as heparanase 2 (inactive). The record is from RefSeq and is a predicted model, not a curated record. Gene Ontology annotation, cellular component: extracellular matrix; membrane. NCBI's taxonomy places the organism in Eukaryota, Metazoa, Chordata, Lepidosauria, Squamata, Natricidae. Gene Ontology annotation, molecular function: hydrolase activity, acting on glycosyl bonds.
AUGCUCUGCCCCGGCUCUGGCCCUUCUGGCUUCUUGGCCUUUUUGGCCCCUGGACUGGCGUUGUUGGCUCACCUCUCUCUCCCCUCUCAGGCCGGGGUGAAGCGCCUUCCCGCCAGGACAAGCCCGCAGGGCACCCCGGGCAGGACGCUCAUCCUCCUGGACGUGAGUACCAGGAGCUCCCUCCGUGUCACCAGCGAGAACUUCCUCUCGCUUCAACUGGAUCCUUCAAUCCUCCACGACGGCUGGCUGGACUUCCUCAGCUCCCGGCGCUUGGUGACCUUGGCGCGUGGCCUGGCGCCCGCCUUCCUCCGCUUCGCGGGCAAAAGGACCGACUUUUUGCAGUUCCAGAACGUGAAGAACCCAGCCAAGAGCCGCGGUGGACCGGGGCCGGAUUACUACCUCAAGAACUACGAGGACGAUAUUAUUCGCAGUGAUAUUGCAUUGGAUAAACAAAAAGGCUGUAAGAUUGCCCAGCAUCCUGACAUCAUGUUGGAAUCAAGAGAAAAGGCAGCUCAGAUGCACCGUCUUCUCAAGGAGCAAUUCUCUAACACCUAUACAAAUCUAACACUUACAGCCAGGUCUCUAGACAAACUUUAUAAUUUUGCUGACUGCUCUGGCCUGCAUCUCAUCUUUGCACUAAAUGCUUUACGCCGGAAUCCCAACAAUUCCUGGAACAGCUCCAAUGCCCUCAGUCUGCUCAAGUACAGUGCCAGCAAGAAAUACAAUAUCUCCUGGGAGCUGGGCAAUGAACCAAAUAAUUACCGAACCCUCACAGGACGAGCAGUGAAUGGCACUCAGUUUGGCAAGGACUAUACGCAGCUGAAGAGACUGCUACAGUUAAUCCGCACCUACUCCCGAGCCAGUCUGUACGGGCCCAAUAUUGGGAGACCUAGAAAAAAUGUUAUCACACUCUUGGAUGGGUUCAUGAAGGUGGCAGGGCACAUAGUGGAUGCAGUUACCUGGCAACAUUACUACCUUGAUGGCCGAGUGGCCAAGGUGACGGACUUCCUGAAAACACGCCUGUUAGACACACUCUCUGACCAGAUCAGGAAAAUCCAGAAAGUGGUCAAUGCAUACAUGCCUGGAAAAAGGAUUUGGUUAGAGGGCAUCGGAGCUGCUUCUGAAGGAGGCGUCACUAAUCUCUCAGAUUCCUAUGCUGCCAGCUUCCUGUGGCUAAACUCUCUUGGGAUGCUAGCGAGCCAGGGCAUCGAUGUGGUAAUGAGACACUCAUUCUUUGAUCAUGGGCACAACCAUCUUGUGGACCAGAACUUCAACCCACUGCCGGACUACUGGCUCUCACUGCUUUAUAAGCGACUUGUCGGACCCAAAGUACUUGCUGUCCAUGUUGCUGGACUGCAGAGAAAACCUCGCCCUGGCAGGGUGAUUCGUGAUAAGUUACGGAUCUAUGCUCACUGCACCAAUUACUACAACCAUAAUUAUGUCCGUGGUUCUAUCACAAUUUACAUUAUCAACUUGCAUCGGUCACGAAAGAAAAUCAAGUUGGUGGGGACCCUUCGGGACAAACUUGUCCAUCAGUAUGUGCUGCAACCCUAUGGUCAAGAAGGACUUCAGUCAAGGUCUGUGCAGCUUAAUGGACAGCUCCUCACUAUGUUGGAUGAUGGAACUCUGCCAAAUCUGAAGCCUCGUCCUCUUCGUCCUGGACGAACCCUUGUUAUUCCACCGCUCACUAUGAGCUUCUAUGUGGUGAAGAAUGUUAAUGCCCUGGCAUGCCGGUAUCGGUAG